AUGUUAGCCCCACCCAGUACCGAAGAGUCCGUCAGCCAGCGGCGCCCCAUCAGAGGAAGGCUGCGACCAUGCCAAAAGGAGGGAGACCACCGUGAGGGUGAAGGAGACAAGGAGUCAAAGGAGGAGAGGACGCAGGAUGCUCCAGAGGAGGCAGUGAGGAAGAGAGUCCGUGCAAAUACUCCAAGCCCGCACAGGGGGAACACUCCUCAAGCCAGCCCCCCCAGGUUUGUCUCUGUGGAGGAGCUGAUGGAGACGGCUAAAGGAGUCACCAACAUGGCUCUGGCUCAUGAGAUAAUGGUCAACCACGCUUUUCAAGUCAAACCUGCAGAGCUUCCUGAGGGGAGUUUGGAGCGCAGAGUGAAGGAGAUUGUGCACAAGGCAUUCUGGGAUUGUUUGGAGGCUCAGUUAAAGGAGGAUCCGCCGACGUACGGACACUCGAUUAAACUGCUGGCUGAGAUCAAAGAGACACUGCUGUCUUUCUUGCUGCCGGGCCACGGCCGUCUGCGCUCCCGUAUCGAGGAGGUUCUCGACCUGCCUCUAAUCCAGCAGCAGGCAGAGAACGGCGCGCUCGACAUCAGUCAGCUGUCCCAAUUUAUUGUUGGGAUGAUGGGCUCGCUGUGCGCCCCCUGCAGAGAUGACGACAUCAAUAAACUAAAGGAGAUCACCGAUGUUGUGCCACUGCUCAAGGCGAUAUUCUCUGUGCUGGACUUGAUGAAGGUGGACAUGGCGAACUUUGCACUGACCAGCAUCAGGCCUCAUCUGAUGCAACAGUCGGCUGAGUACGAGAGGAGCAAGUUCCAGGAUUUCCUGGAGAAACACCCCAAUGCCUUAGACUACACUGAGAAGUGGCUUGAGGACACAGUGAGAUGCCUGAGAGAAGCCGGGGCGGAUGGUUCUUGUGCUGCGUCUGACCCUCCCUCACUCCUCCCCGUUAAUGUCCAUAAUCACGCCUAUCUACGCCUGCUGAGGUGGGACCACGCGUCCGACCCCUUCCCAGAGACGGUGUUGAUGGAUCAGGUUCGGUUCCAGGAGAUGCAACAGGAGGUUGAGCAGUUAGUUCUGCUCUCCUCUUUGCUCCUCAUCAUCUACACUACCACAGGAGAGGCGAUCUCAGGCCUGCCGGGGCUAAUGGAGACUCUUAAAAACACUGUCAGUGUCAUGCUUGCAGACAUGCACACACCGUCUUUUAGUGCACAGGAGGCCUUAGCAACCCUCGGGGAGAAACUUUGUGUUGAGCUCAGUCAGUGUCUAAGCCAGCAUGGCUACUCUCCGUUCUCAGCUGACCGAAAGAGCGCUCUAAAGGGACAAAUCUCAGCUAUCGUCCAGCCAGACAACACAAUUCGCAAACUGAUGGAGUCUCGGGUUCAGAACUACCUCCUGGCUUCCCUGGAGUCCAGCCAACAUAAGACUCCUCCUCCCCUGCCGGGAGGUCUGGCUCCAGUCAGCAGGGAGCUGAAGGAGCUCGCUGUUCGCUUCAGUCGCCUCAUCAACUUCAACAAGCUGGUCUUCUCCCCAUUCUACCAAAAAAUUCUCCAUAACAUACUGACACCGGUAGAGAGUCCCGGCACAGAGACGUAAACAUGAGUGAUAUGGAGAGUGCUCUGUAGUUUUGCAAUUUUCCCCUCACUAGUAACAGUUAAGAUUUAGAGAAACGAGUUGAGGAAGAUCUGUAUUCAGCGGCUAAAGCCAGCUCCCCCCGCCGAGUGUGCACCACAAACCACUGUAAUCAAAAAAUGCCGGCUGCCAUCUCAGUUGCAUUAACUCGCAGUGUUGCUUAUUUGAUAAUCUCAGGCCUCACAACCAUCCAGCCAUCUGUCAUUAAGUUGCCUUCAAGUAUUACUAGCAGGGCUUGGUAUCAUUCGGAUAGUUUGACAUCCAAGCCAAUGCAGUACUCGUGUUUUAGAACCAGUAUUAAAACAAUAUUUAGCAUUUAAAAUAUGAUAAGGUGUGGGGUGCCCAGUAGCUCACCUGGUAGAGCUGGCACCCCAUGUACAGAGGCUUCGAGUCUGAGUGCGGCCCUUUGCUGCAUGUCACCCCCUCUCUCACCCCCUUUCAUGCUUGCUGUCCUAAAUAAAGGCCAAAAAUAAUCUUAAAAAAAAUGAUAAGGUGCAGUAUAAAAUUUGAAAAAUCUAUGAUCUUAAUCCUGACCUGCGAUAGUCUGGCGACCUGUCCAGGGUGUACCCUGCCUCUUCCCCAAUCCAGCCCCCCCCCAUGACCCUUAUGAGGACAAGCGGUUACGGACAAUGAAUGAAAGAUUGAUCUUAAUUCUGAAAGAGGUUAUCUUACUUAAAAUUAGAUAGGUCAGGUUUUUUGAUGUGGGGUUGUAGGAGGUACUGCUGUGGAUGGAGGUCAGCAACAAAACGCAUUUUAGCCACCUAAAAAAAGCCCCCCCUAAAAG
This is a messenger RNA of Plectropomus leopardus (leopard coralgrouper), 2398 nucleotides long. The record is from RefSeq and is a predicted model, not a curated record. Lineage: Eukaryota; Metazoa; Chordata; Actinopteri; Perciformes; Serranidae.